This is a messenger RNA of Armigeres subalbatus, 2568 nucleotides long. Its product is annotated as armadillo repeat-containing protein 8-like. Gene Ontology annotation, biological process: proteasome-mediated ubiquitin-dependent protein catabolic process. NCBI's taxonomy places the organism in Eukaryota, Metazoa, Arthropoda, Insecta, Diptera, Culicidae. Gene Ontology annotation, molecular function: protein binding. Gene Ontology annotation, cellular component: GID complex. The record is from RefSeq and is a predicted model, not a curated record.
CUGCAAACUGUGCACCGAUGGCUCUGGAACCGUUUGCGUGUUUUAUGGACGUGGAACAUUCCCGUUCGUACAUCGACGAGCUCUAUUCGGAGGACAACUACAAGUGCCAGGAGGCGAUCGUGUGCUUGAAGAAUGCGGUCAUCGGGUCGAACAAGAAGAAAGGCUCCGUUAUUUCACAGGCAUCGUGCCCUUUGAUCUCCCUCCUCCGGGACGACACGAAGGAUCCGAACCUGCGCCUGGAUGCAGCCAUCGUCAUCGGAUCGCUUGCCAAAGGAACAGAAUCUCAGGUGCACUCGUUGAUCUACUGCGAGACGGUACAGGUGCUGCUGGGAAUUGUGCUCAGUCCGGGUACCGACAGACGCCUCAUGGAAACCUGCCUCGGAGCACUAAAAACCAUUCUGCAGUAUCCGUUUGCACCUAUUGAACUAUUGCACUGUAACAUAGGCAAUCUGGUGCGAUUGAUACAGCUGGCUUCGCCGGGUAGCUCCAUCCAGUGUCAGGUGUACGUGGCCAACAUCUUCGUUCCCCUUUGCCACUCAUCCCACCAGCAGAAGAAUCUCUGUCAGGCCAACGUAAUUCCGUUCCUCGUUAGACUGAUGAUCAGUCAUCUCACGAUCCUACAAGUACCUGCUCUCAAGUGUCUCGCUGCUAUGUGUUUCACCAACAAGUACGUAUCGGACAACGUAUGUAUGACCUGUCACGAGGAACGAUCUAUUCUGGAUAUUCUCACCGAGCUUCUCUCGCGAACCCGUGACGUCCAGAUUCAACUCUCAGCAAGUCGCUGUCUAACUUAUCUACACCGAUCCGGAUCGCUGCGGGCAGAUGACUACAGGAUCGUGUACAAAACCCUUCCCAGUUUAGCAAGGCUCUGUUCGGAGGACUUCGAUGAGGAGACCCGUGCAACGGCCGCCGAAACUCUGGCUUAUUUGGCCGAAAUUGAUUCCGAAUUGCAGCGGCUAGCCGCUAUCAGCAAUCAUUUGAUCUGCUCGUUGGCUAACUUGAUCCGGUGUCCUUCACCGCUGUCACGACAGGGAGCAUUCCGAUGCUUCGCCUCGCUGGCUGCCAACGAUGAGGACAUCCGCAAACGGAUUAUAGAAAUGGACGGGCUCAUGGAGGAAGUGCUAAAUGGAUUGAAAGACACGUGUCCGGAGGUACGACUGUCUGCCGUCCGAUGUCUGCAUUCGCUGUCGAGGUCAGUUCAACUGCUAAGAACAACGUUCCAGGAUCACUCAGUGUGGCGCCCGUUGAUGGAUCUGUUGGUAGGUGAACCAUCUCUAGAGCUUCUCACCGUGGUUACAUCGACGAUAUGCAAUCUGCUACUGGAGUUUUCCCCUGCCAAAGAACCAAUGCUCGAUUCCGGAGCAGUGGAAAUGUUGUGUGAGUUGACGAAGCACAGCGAUCCAGCGUUACGACUGAACGGGAGUUGGGCGUUGAUGAACAUGGCUUUCCAGGUAUAUUAUGGAAAUGUGUAUUUCCUAAUACAAAACAUUCAUUAUUUUUAUCUAUCACUUUGAGCUGAACAAAAAGUUAAAUCCAAAAUCAUCGACACGCUGGGAACGGAUCGAAUAUUCCAGUUGCUAAGCGAUUCGGACGAACGGGUCAUCAUGAAAACCCUGGGACUUCUAAGGAAUCUCCUUAGCAAUACGUUGCACAUUGAGAUUAUAAUGUCGGAGCAUUCGUCGGAAGUGCUGCGAGCGGUGAAUUUGGUUCUGGAUGGUCCUCAUCCGGCGGAAGUGAAGGAACAGGCUUUAAUUAUUAUAAGCAACAUUACGGCUGGUGCGCGUGAUAAGGACUACGUAAUGGAAGAUGAAAACAUCAUCAAAAAGAUUAGAGAGUUUUUGGUCGUAUCCGACAACAAGCUCCAAAUGGGUGCCGUAUUUGUGGUGAGAAACCUGAUGGAGAAAGGCGGCCGACAGAAGAUGCUUCGUGAGUCGGGCAUCCUUGAGAACCUAGAGCAGUUACUACACAUGACACCCCGAGAAUCGCAGUUCUACGAAGACAUACGGCAGGAGAUUCUAAGGUUCGACUUCUCGGACGACCACUGAAAGAUCACAGCCCUGGCGAUCGCAAAUGGGGGCACAGAUGGGCCCUAUACCUGCCUACCUGGUGGAGUCUGUUUGGGAGCAGUGAUUAUUUCGGUGGGAAUUAUUCCUAUGCUCCCCCCUUCCCUAUAAAGUGUUUUAUGAUUGUUGACCAACAGUUACGAAUUGUUUUGUUUAUGCUUGUGUGUGUGCAUGUGCGUGUUUGUUGUGUGUAGGUGCGCUGGUGAGUGUGUGACAAGUGCGAAAGGUGAUAUCGUAUAAUUUUGACCAUUUUGUUGCUGCACUACACCGCGUACGUUUACAUUUUUAUAAAUCCGUAUGACAAUUGUUUAGUUUUCCUAAUUUUGCUUGCUAAUUCUACCUCUUUUACAAACUCGUGGUAAUUAUAUAAGAAGAGAAGUAGUAGACGUGGUUGACUUCAUUCGACCAUUGAGUGCGUUCUGAGUGAACAUAAUUUACAGUAACAAGGAAGGAACAAUAGUGAGUUUGGAUUCCUAUAAGUGGCUCAAUAAACCAUGCAUCUAAA